AUGAUAAGACUCACUUGCGUUGCUUCUAAAAUGGCUCGCAAAGGUACUGCCAAACUUACUGAAUUACAUCUGAUCGAGGGUGACAUGCAGAAAAUUUGGGCAGAUGAGCAUCAAUUUGAGGUUGAUGCUGUACCCACUGACUCCCAAAAUGGAAAAUAUUUUAUUACAUUUCCUUACCCUUACAUGAAUGGCCGCCUUCAUAUUGGGCAUGCAUUUUCCAUGAUGAAAGGCGAAUUUGCGGCUGGUUUUCAAGCAUUAAAAGGAAAAGCCGUUCUUUGGCCAAUGGCCUUUCAUUGUACUGGCACACCGAUCAGGGCCUCUGCUGACAAGUUGGCUCGAGAAAUGGAGUUAUUUGGCUGCCCUCCCUCUUUUCCCACAUCACAUGAAGGAACUGCUAAAUUUGAUGAGCCCAAACCUGAUGUGAUUGACAAAUCAAAGAGCAAAAAGAGCAAAGCCGUUGCCAAGACUGGGGGCAUGAAGUAUCAAUGGCAGAUCAUGAAAUCCUUAGGGAUACCUGAAGUCGAUAUUCCCAAGUUCACCGACCCUAAUUAUUGGCUUGACUAUUUUCCUCUAUUGUGCAUGCGCGACCUUCAGCGUUUGGGUCUUAAGGCUGAUUGGAGGCGCUCUUUCAUCACUACCGAUGCUAAUCCUUAUUACGAUUCAAUGGUCCGGUGGCAGUUUCUCCAUCUAAGGAGGCGGAAUAAAGUUGCUUACGGCAAACGUUACACAAUAUUCUCACCAAAAGACAACCAGCCCUGUAUGGACCAUGAAAGAAUUGCUGGUGAGGUAUGGUUUCCAUCAGAAAUGGACCUCCUUUUGUUUGCAAGGACGAGAGUUUUGAAGAAGAAUGAAAAGGUUUAUUUUCUGGCUGCAACCCUACGUCCAGAGACGAUGUACGGACAAACCAACUGUUGGCUCCAUCCCACCAUUGAAUACGCUGUUGUUCGCUCAAAACUAUUCUCUUCACUCUUCAUACUUACGCAUCGGGCUGCACUUAAUAUGGCCUAUCAGGACUUACUAGACCCUGAGCACCCGGGUAGCGUCGACACAUUAACCACAUUGACAGGAGAGGAGCUCUUUGGUCUGCGUUUGAAGGCUCCACUAAGUGUAUACGAAGACGGAAUUUACACCCUCCCAAUGCUCUCUAUCUCCUCCACUAAGGGAACUGGUGUUGUGGCUAGCGUACCUAGUGAUUCCCCUGACGACUUCGCCACGCUGCGGGACCUCAAAAACAAGAAGGCUUUCCGAGCGAAGUACAAUAUAUCUGACGAAAUGGUGCUUCCGUUCGAGCCUGUGGAGAUAAUCGAAAACCCACUGUUGGGCAAACUGGCUGCACCAAAGGUGGUCGAGGAUAUGAAGAUCGCAAGUCAAAAUGAUCGUGACAAACUCCAGGAGGCCAAGGAGAAGAUCUACAAGCUUGGAUUUUACGACGGUGUUCUUCUUAUGGGUUCUCAUGCCGGUGAGAAAAUACAAAAUGCUAGGAAAGCGAUUCAACACGAGCUUGUUGAAAGGGAUCUAGCCCUUAUUUACUACGAACCGGAGAGGCCAGUUGUGACUCGUAGUGGUGAUGAUGCUGUAGUUGCACUCUGCGACCAGUGGUAUCUCGACUAUGGUAACAAGGACUGGAAAGCAAAGGUGCGCAAGGCUCUCGCCGCAGUCAGUAUGACCGAUGAAGCUCGCAACAACAUUGCUGCCACCCUCAACUGGUUGCAAGAACACGCUUGUUCACGCACGUACGGUCUGGGCACGCGCUUGCCGUGGGACGAGAAUUGGAUCAUUGAAUCUCUCUCUGAUUCUACCAUCUACAUGGCCUACCAGACUAUCGCUCACCUUCUUCAUGGCGGAAAUUUUGAUGGGUCCCUCCGCGGUCCGCUCAGUAUAUAUCCAGAGCAUAUGACUCCGGAGGUGUGGGACUACGUCUUUAUCGGCAAAGGCGAUCCAGCAAAACUCGCAAGUGAACGCUACACAACCGUAACUGUAGACGCGUUACACCGCAUGCGCAACGAAUUUCUCUACUGGUACCCCGUAGAUAUGCACGUCAGUGGCAAGGAUCUACUGCCCAAUCACCUCACAUACUUCCUCUACAACCACGUUGCAAUGUGGCCCGAGGAGCCUCAACUCUGGCCCAAGGGUAUUCGUGCUAACGGUUUACUGCUACUCAACUCUGAAAAGAUGUCUAAAUCGACUGGAAAUUUCCUGACGCUUUCUGAUGCGAUAGAUAAGUAUUCCGCCGAUGGAUUGCGCCUGGCUCUGGCCGACGCUGGCGACACUCUUGAGGACGCCAAUAUGGAGGAGUCAAUGGCCGAAGCCGGUCUCCUCAGACUUUACUCACUCUACGAGUGGAUAACCGCGACCGUUCAGGCUUUGAAGAACCCUUCUGCUGUUGGCUUCAGAACCGGCGCACUAAAUCUGCAUCCCGAUAAAGUGUUCGAGAACGAUCUGUGUCGAAUUGUUGCGGCCGCUGAUGAGCAUUACUCGGCUCAGAACUACAAAGAGGCUUUAAGGGUUGUUUUCUACGAAUUUAUUGCCUGCAAGGAUCGCUAUCGCGAGGUCUGUCAGAAACGUGGAAUGCAUGCAAGUCUAAUCAGUCGGUACAUUGAUAUACAGACGAUCCUCCUCUCGCCCAUCUGUUCGCAUGUAUGUGAGCACAUCUGGCGCAACCUUCUGGGUCACAAGCAAAGCAUUUUCAAGUCCACAUGGCCCAAACAAAUUGGCCUUGUCGACACCAAAAUUCUUGCUGAAGGUCUCUACUUGGAUGAUGUGGCGCGCACCUUCCGUCUUCAAUUGAAACAAGUUCUCGUUGCGCGAGUGCCGAAGGGCAAAGGAGGCAGUGGCAAGGCGCAAGAUCCAGCAUUGCAGAAACAAUCUCACAGACAACCCACCAAUGCUGUCAUAUGGGUCGCCAAAGCCUAUCCACCUUGGCAGGCAACAAUCUUGAAUGUCCUCCACGCUCUGUUGACGAAGGGAGGUGAAUUGCCAGACAAUGCAACAGUUUUGCAGGCUCUACAGCCCCACAUGAAGUCGUUUGGCAAGCAGGCGAAGCGAGCAAUGCCGUUCGUCCAGUUGCUUCGUGAACGCUUCCUUUCUAACGGUGAAAAGACACUGCAAGUGAAGCUGGAACUUGAUGAACAAGCUGUUCUCGAAGCAAAUCGUGAAUACCUUGUUGCCAAUCUCGGCCUUGAUGCUGACGGACUGGAGAUUCGGGAUGCAGCUACAUCCGAUGAUGCGAAGGUGAAGGAAUCUGUCUGUCCAAUGGAACCAAUUAUAGUGUUCAAGGCGCCAACGCCGGGGAUCGGCGUCUCUCUGGUCAACCCCUGCGUGGGAUCGGGUCUCUUUUCUGUGGACUCCCUUCAAAUUCACGAUGGUGAUACGGUGAAUCAGGUGGCUCAGCGUCUGCUAAGAGUCUGUCGACCCACCUUGAUCAUUAGUCAGACCAUCGAAAAAUUGAUCCUCUAUCGGUACUUGGAUCCAGUUAAAGACUCCCGAGCCCUACCCCCGGUGCCAAUGGAACGACUGGCCAAGCUAUGCUCAACUGACAAAUUUCUUGUUGAUGCAUCUGCUGGUACCAUCACCAUUGCUUUAGGAAAUGGCGAAAUUGCCCAAAUUGGUGACAAACUCGUCUAUACUGACAAUGUUCACCCACUGAACUGA
Messenger RNA from Hydatigera taeniaeformis, 3651 nucleotides. NCBI's taxonomy places the organism in Eukaryota, Metazoa, Platyhelminthes, Cestoda, Cyclophyllidea, Taeniidae. The record is from the annotation of a GenBank genome assembly.